AUGCUUGCUAGAUUUGUAAAUUCACUGCCAUUUGGGCUUUCUCAACGAAUAACUAAACUUUACUUUCAAGCUUUAGUUUGGAAUCAACGCAAUUCACAUAGCCUCCAGGAACAUCACGAGUACACAGCUAUGGAUGUAAAAAUACUACCCGCUUUGCAAGACAAUUAUAUGUAUUUAAUAGUAGAUAAGGCUACUAAAGAAGCUGCUAUUGUAGACCCAGUGGAGCCCCAGACUGUAUUAAAAGCUAUAAAGGAUCAAGGGAUCAAAUUAACUACUGUGCUGACCACUCAUCAUCAUUGGGACCAUGCAGGUGGCAAUGAAGAUUUAAUUAAAUUACAGCCGGGAUUACAAGUAUAUGGAGGAGAUGAUCGAAUUGGGGCUUUGACUAAAAAAGUUCAACAUAAGGACCAAUUUAAUAUUGGUGAACUAAAUGUUCAAUGUCUGUUUACUCCUUGCCACACUUCUGGACAUAUUUGUUAUUUUGUUACGACUAAAGAUGGGAGUGAUUUAGCUGUGUUUACUGGUGACACAUUAUUUCUUGGUGGAUGUGGCAGAUUUUUUGAAGGCACAGCAGAACAAAUGCACAAAGCACUGAUAGAUGUCUUGGGAAGUUUACCAGACCAAACCAAAGUUUUUUGUGGCCAUGAAUACAGUUUACAGAAUUUGAAAUUUGCAGCUCAUGUUGAACCAGAAAAUGAAGAUGUGAAGAAGAAAAUUGCCUGGUCUCAGAAACAAAGGGAAGAAAAGAAGCCUACAGUUCCAUCUACAAUUUCUGAGGAGAAACUUUAUAACCCUUUCAUGAGAGUAACAGAACCAGCAGUUAUGAAACAUGCAAAGAAGAAUGAUGCUAUAGAGACAAUGAGAGCUAUUCGUCUUGAGAAAGAUAAUUUUAAAGGU
Brenthis ino (lesser marbled fritillary) is the source of this 897-nucleotide messenger RNA. The record is from the annotation of a GenBank genome assembly. NCBI's taxonomy places the organism in Eukaryota, Metazoa, Arthropoda, Insecta, Lepidoptera, Nymphalidae.